Messenger RNA from Aureobasidium melanogenum CBS 110374, 771 nucleotides. RefSeq lists its product as uncharacterized. The transcript has 2 exons. The coding region runs from base 1 to 771 and encodes 256 amino acids. Lineage: Eukaryota; Fungi; Ascomycota; Dothideomycetes; Dothideales; Saccotheciaceae. The record is from RefSeq and is a predicted model, not a curated record.
AUGAGCAGCCCAAGCGAAGAGAUCGAGAACCCGGUCAUUAGCCCAAGUCCAAACAUGGAAUCGCCCUCCAAGUCCGAACCCGAGACUGUCGACCUUGAGACUGUCAACCUUGAGACUGCCGACCUUGAGACUGUCGACCUGAAGACCCUUUCCAAGGAAGAGCUCGACAAGCUUGAGCGUCAGCUCCAAGAGGAGACCCGCGGCGCCGUCGAGAAGAUAGCCGCAUUGGAGAUUGAACAAAAGGAGCUUGACGCCCAGCUCGAUGAGCUCAGACCUAGAAUGCAAAAAGUCGAAGCUGAGCUCAAGUCCAAGGGUUACAAGAUCGAAAACGACCAAGUGGUCCCAAUCAUCGACCUUGAGCCACUUCGCGAAUGGGCCGUUGCAGCCAAUGCUAGAGCUGCUGAAGGCUGGCUUGAGAUUCGCGAUCGUGUUGAGAGAUGCGAGACCGCUUUCAAUCUUCGCAUCGGUGGUGUCAUGAAGAUUUUGCAGUCCCAGCCCGGCCAGGAUGCUGUUUUCGCUGAGCUGCUGCAGAAGUACCUCACAGGAGGUUCGGCAGAGGAUAUUUGUGACCCUGCCAAGCCUGAAGAUUACGAGAUUUCCGAGGAUGAAGAGGAGACUAGAGAGGAGACUGGAGAGGAGACUGGAGAGGAGACUGGAGAGGAGACUGGAGAGGAGACUGGAGAGGAGACUGGAGAGGAGACUGCAGAGGAAACUGCAGAGGAAACUGGAGAAGAAGAAUGGUUGAUGGUUGUUCGUACUCGCACUUGGUAG